AUGAAAAAAAUAGAAAGCCAUACGAUUGAGUCCAGCAUGGAUUUUCUUAAAAAAAUUCGGAAUGCAAAAAGUAAAUUGGUAGUAAUUGAAUUCUUCUCAGAUGCAUCAGUAAUCCAUGGUCCUGUUGUCGAAAAUUUACAAAAGAGCAUGGCACCUUUUAAGACACAAAUAAUUUAUUUAAAAGUUAAUGCUGAUUUGGCAACAGAUUUGACACGUCGUUACAGGGUGUUAACUACUCCAACAAUAAUUUUUCUUAAAAAUUAUAAAGUUGUUGAUAAAGUAGUAAGAAAUGAUCCAGAAAAAUUUCAAGAAAUAUUUGAUCAAUAUUGUGAUUCGGAUAUAAUUGAAGAAGAAACUAGUAGCACCAAUAAUAUUUUUAAAUAUAAAAGUAUAUCAAGUUGUAAAAGGAAUGAAUAUUACGAUUUGGAUUAUUUUACAUGUUUAACAUGCGGAAAAAAUUUAAUUGGAUCCGAAAAUAAGUUUGAUUGCGUGUGUCCGAGAGAGAUAGCUACAAACAUUCUCUUCGAUACUUUUGAAUAUCAGCCAAUUUGCGUAAGUAAAUGUAAUAAAACUUGCGUAAUCGACUAUAUACCAAGAUCAAUACCUGAUAAUUCAAUCGACUGUAAAAUUAAAUAUGUUAGAGAAAUUGUUAGAUCAGCUCGAAAUAUUACAGUGAAAUCACUUCAAAUAGUACAGCCACCAGAAUAUCAAAUUGAAAAUGAAACAAAUUGUAAUGAAUGUGAUUUGGGAGCAAAUUUUUUAUAUGAAAAUUAUUGUAUUGAAAGCUCAAUACUAAAGAAUUAUUUAAAUUACAAUGCUUUUGGUAACUGGGGUAUUUAUGCAAACUUAAAAUUUACAGCUUUAUUUUGUCGAACAUUUAAAAAUGCAACAGCUUGUAAUCAUUUAGCUAAUUUGUGUGUUGCAUCCUUUUAUAGUUUAGAUAAAAAUUCACCAUGUAGUAUUUUCAUAUUAGCUCAAACUACAGAAUAUGCUUCCGUUUAUAGUGAUGAAGACUUAAAAGAUAUAAAACCGUUCAUUUUUUAUAAAAAAGCUGAAAAAAGUACCAUACAAGAAAUUGAAAAAACAAUUGAUUAUUCAUAUAGUUUAGAUGGUAAAAGUCAAGAAAGUUUUCUUCAAUUUUACACAACAACUUAUUCACUAGAUGGUAAACUUCAACGUAUGGGGCUAAUAUCACCAAAUGAUUUAAGUUUAUGUAAUCAAUUCUCAUUACCAGAACACCACAAUUUUAAAUUCGGCAAAAAUUUCUUAAUCAAAUGUAAAUUCAAUUUAAGAAACUUAAUAAAUCUUGGUGAAAUUAUGGGUAAUAAAAAUUUUAUAAAUUUAUUUUUGAAUUAUUCGAUUGGAAAACAAGAAUACUUGCAAUCAGUACCAAUUUUAAUUAGAAAUGCAUUUUCUAAUGAUUUGAAUACAAAGUUAGAAAAUUGGCAGCUUGUAAAAAGAUUUCAAUUGAUUGAAACUUUACCAAGAUUACAUCAUGAACGUUAUUCACCAAUUUAUGAGGAUGCCUACAAAGUACAAAUAUUUCGAUCAAUUCGAUUUGUUAAUGAUAUUUUAAUCGAAUGUUCAAUUCGAGACAAUAAUAAAAUUUCAAUUCCGAUUAUUAAAAUUAAUUAUGAAAAUGUCGAUAUAUCUUCGAAUAGUAGUUUGGACACUAUGUAUGGAUUCAAUUUCAAGAUGAAUUUUAUAAAAGAACAAUUUUUGAAUUACUGGUUUGAAAUUUUAUUACCACUAUUUUUAUGUAUUGGAUUUGCAUUAGCCUUACUUAGAACUUAUAAUUUUAAAACGCGACAAAAUAAAGAAUUCUAUGAUUUAUCAGCAUUCUUCCAAUUCACCUUGUACUUAUUUUCAUAUUUUGCUAAUGCAUUCUUUUUAAUUGCUGCAAUUGUUGCCAUACAUUGUUUCUUAGUAUUUACAACACAAAAAAUUGUCAGUAUUAUGUUGCCAAUAGAACAAUCAAAUAAUAUUGAAAUACUAAUUUAUUUUGCAUUGGUUUUAAAGAGUAUUUACUUAUUUUUUCAUUUCUGGAGAAUCAUUAAAGUGGAUCUAUGUUUUAUUGAUUGGGAAAGACCGAGAGCAAAUGAUGUGCAUUUCAAUUUUAAAGGAAACUGUGACACUCCAUCGGUUUGCUCUAGUGCUCGAAGUUACAACGAAAAUUCAGUUUCUGCUUGGAGAAUAUUUUUUGUAGCAAAUGAAUGGAUUCAAUUGUGUAAAAGACGUAAAAUUUCAAUAACAUUCCAAUGCUUGCUUAUGUGGAUUUUCAUGAGUAUUAUCCAGGAGAAAUCAUCAAAAUUAACAGAAGAUCGAAUAAUUCAUUUUGCAAUUGUGAUAAUUCUCUAUACAACCAUUUAUUUAUCGCAAAGACUCCUGAAUUAUAUAUUUUGUCAAAUAUUUGGAAACCCUUUACAACGUUUCAUUGAUAUAUGUUCAUUAGCCAAUAUAUCAGUUAUGAUAUUAUUACAAGAUUCAUAUGGUUUUUAUAUACACGGUAGAUCACCACAUGGUUUCUCUGAUACUGAUAUGUCUUCUAUGAUCUUACAAUUGCAACGUGAAUCUCAUAAUAUGUGUGGUAAACGUGGUCUAUUAAUUGGUUCUGAUCAACAAACUUAUACAAUUUUAGCACCAACUUUAUUAAGAUCCUAUUACGGAAAGCUGUUAAUGCCAUUUUUAAAAUCAGUAAACAUCUCUCAAGUUCAUUAUGAAAAAGAAUUUUCUUCACAUAAGGUAUUCGAUUGCACACUUGAAAAGACAACAGUGGCUUAUAGUAGUGUAAAUCGAUUCUUUUGCGCUUUUAUCGAUCAUGCUAUUAAGGAUUUAGAUUACAUAUUGAAAGAAAAAAAUAUUAUUGAAAAAAUUUUGGAUUGUGAAUUUGACAAUUAUUUAACCGAAAAUAAGGGAACUUUUUACAUCGACAACAAUUUCUCAUUUUCAAGAGUUUUCUUAUAUGGCAAUGAAUUUCAAUUAUUUUUAUUUGAAAUUAUUUUGAUAUCAACUAUAUUUUUAGCGACAGGAAAUAUUUUAAUUGCAAUUUUUAUUAUGUGUUUAGUACAAAAAUUAAUAAAAAAGAUUUUUUGCUCAAAAAUGAAAAGCAACUUGUCAGCCAAAACAUUAAUAGAUAGAAGAUUUUUACUUUAA
This is a messenger RNA of Condylostylus longicornis, 3153 nucleotides long. Its product is annotated as meckelin. Bases 1 to 3153 code for a protein of 1050 amino acids. The transcript has 10 exons. Gene Ontology annotation, biological process: cilium assembly. NCBI's taxonomy places the organism in Eukaryota, Metazoa, Arthropoda, Insecta, Diptera, Dolichopodidae. Gene Ontology annotation, cellular component: ciliary transition zone; MKS complex. The record is from RefSeq and is a predicted model, not a curated record.